Messenger RNA from Oreochromis niloticus (Nile tilapia), 3561 nucleotides. RefSeq names its product interleukin-25. The transcript has 4 exons. Gene Ontology annotation, biological process: inflammatory response. NCBI's taxonomy places the organism in Eukaryota, Metazoa, Chordata, Actinopteri, Cichliformes, Cichlidae. The record is from RefSeq and is a predicted model, not a curated record. Gene Ontology annotation, molecular function: cytokine activity; zinc ion binding; nucleic acid binding. Bases 353 to 1087 code for a protein of 244 amino acids. Gene Ontology annotation, cellular component: extracellular region.
UUUUUAUUUCACAUUUAUAUUUUACAGGAUAAUACAGGUGUUUCACGGCACAGUGCUGACUUGAACCUUGGACCGUUUAAUUAGGGUGACCAUGUUUUGAUCAGAAUGACAAUAUUCACGUUUCAGGCGAUAAAACCUUUUUCUGUAAAACAUAAACAUCUGUCUCUACCUUUAAAAAAGCAACAAACCAACAAUGAAACAUGUGAAAUGUUUAAAAUGAGCUCACAGCGGAGUUUAUUAGAGGUACGAUGCUGUCUGCUCCCGGUCACAAACACAGCGCGCAGCCAGCAGAGGGGCGGGGCCGCACGCGGACUGUUUCUCAUGAGGAAAUGUUGAUAUUGAGGAGAUCCCCAUGGCAACGAGGCAGCCGCAGGAGCUACUGUAUUUAAAGCAGCUUCAAUGGAGCGGCCGCCAGUCUCAGCCGUCCGAAGUCAAGAUGGUCGCGAGCUUCCUGCAGUUGGUAAAUCACAUCACACUAGCGCCCCGGGCUCGCGGGCAGCUCUAUCUGACUCUCACGCGUGUUUCUGCCACUUUGCAGAUCUCUCUGCUGAUCCUCCACGAGCUCCGCGCCUCCGCCGCCAAGUCCACGUGUCUCACCGCCGAGGUGGUGGAGGCCCGCGAGCGAAAGUUUAACGCCAGUCAGAAGAAGCUCAACCUUCAGCCCGACGCCCGCGAGCACCAGAACCGGACCACCUGCGUACAGGCUGCCCGAGAAAUGCACGAGCUCAACGGCCGCGCGCUGUCUCCGUGGUGUUACUACAUAGACCGAAACGACAGCAGGCAACCACGCGACAUCAGCUUUGCCAAGUGCCUUUGUAAGGGAUGCAUCAUCGACGGGCACGAAGUGAACGACUACAACUCUGUGGAGGUUUGGGCUCCGAUGUUGGUCCUCAUAAAGACCGAGUGUAAGGACGCAAACACGUAUCGAGUCCAGAAGAUGCGUAUCGAAGUCCCGGUGGGCUGCACUUGUAAGAGAAAACGACAGGAGUCGGUGUGGAUCUACCAGCUUCACGCUGAGAUGAGAUCAGCCUUUGUCUUCUCUGAACUUUCUGGCUCACUUUACUCAUCAGAACCCCAAAAAGGAUAAAGGUACAGAGAAACACCUGGAGUGUUAAUCAGUCUUCCCUGCACACCGGGAGUGAUCAUCAUGGGGUCCAACAGCUCAAAGCGUCUGAGGCAGAAAACAUUUGAAGGUCCCAAAAGACCAGAACAGCGAAAGGAAUUUCCUUCAGCUGUGACACUGGUACAACCUCACCCGAGUGAGGAGAAGUUAUUCAAGGAGCUGCAACACGUGGGGCUAAACUAUGACUGGCUCCUUCAGGGGCACCAAAGUCCUGAAGCUGAAAAAGUACUACAACCGCCGCCAAAUAUUCCACAAGUUAAAACGCAAGAGGAAAAAGGCACGCAAACAGACAGGGGAAGUCUUCUGAAAGAGUCGCCUGUCGCGACCAGGUCUACGGCAGAAAAGGAGAGCAGCGGCAGAGAACUUGUGGAUGGCAUAAAGGCUGUAUGGACCCCAGGCGAGCUCUACGGUCUUUUAAGAGAUGCUCCUGACCCCAUCAAAACACCCAGCGACUUCCACAGGUGGCUGCGUUUCACCUGCAUGGUGUAUCAGCCGUCUCCUGCUGAGCUCAAAAAGUUGCUGAAGUUAGUUUAUAACCACAAGUGGGAAAACGUGAAGGAACAUUUUGACUGGCCAGGAGUGGAUGGCGAGGCCAGGUGGCGACGCACUUGUGAUAUGACAGCAUGGCUCGACACACAGUGCGCCACCUCGAUUAAAAACGCAGCCUGGAAUGACCCUGAAUUUGUGCCCCCUUGGAUGAUUCUUCAGAAACCUGGAGAGUCGGUGGCAGAUUUCACUGAACGUUUCCACCGACUGUGGAAUUCCACUAUGAGUGAAGCAAAUGUUUUUAUGUUUAAUCUUUACCUUGUAAAUAAGUUGCAGCCUCACGUGGCGAAGCUUUUGAAGGAUCAUGUUGAGUGGGAAACUUUUACUUUUUCCAAGAUCAAAUUUAUUUUAGAAAACAUGGAAUUAAAGGGCAUGUUUAACUCAAAACAUCAGCCAUCUGUAACUCAUCCGGGAGACUGGAGAUCAGAUCUGUUGGCACUGCCAGAGCCACCUCGAAGCAGCCAGACACACAGGAAUAAGAGAAAAGAUCGCUGCUUUUACUGCAGCAAGUUUGGACACUGGGCCAGGGAGUGCAGAGCCCGACGUCAGGAGUACUCACUCGAGUACAGUUCACAAUGGAUUGUACUCGAGUGAGCAACUGAGCUGAACUGAAAAAAGUAACACACAAAGAUCUCAUUUUCAUACAAACAUGUCACUAGGGUAGCUUUGUAUGAUUGACAGUUCAAAAUAAUCCUCAUGGACUGACCACAUUAUAAAGUUAGCUUUGAGUGAGAGAGGAGCUCAAACAGCUUCUCCUAAACUGGACCCCUGCACCGUGUUUGUGCUGUUGGAGCCUUGUGGAGCAUUUUUAAUGACAUCAUGUGACCAAUAAUAUGGCUGCUGUGAGGUCACUGUACUAACAGACCGUCCAAGGAGGCGGAGCUCCAGUUUGAAACUUUAGUAAACGGAUGCAAUUUGGCAAUCAAACAAAGAGUGCUGGAUGAUACCUCAGCACACUCCUGGUACAAACAAACAAUGACUGUGAAAAGAAUAAUGAUGAAGCUUGAAGCUGAAAACAAAGGGUGACAUCACAGUCGCUACAUCCAGGUUUACUGGGUUUAGGAUUUCUGCAUCAAGGUCCAGCAGAAGGUAAAGAAGGAUUAUUUUUAAUAGUGACUCAUGCAAAGCUGCUCUAGGCUGAAAUAAUAAAAAUAUGAAAUGAUCUGAAUAGGUCCAUCUCAAGUUCACUUAAGGAAGCACAGGAGCAUUUCAGGCAGUGUUUUUAGUUUGACUUCAGUCGAAUAAAAUAUAUUUGAAGGCCUAGUUUCAGUUCACUGUGAUUGUGAGAGCUCACUGCUGUAUUUCACAUCCGACUGUGACCUGCAGUGAAACGCUGCAGAACAGAUUUUGGAGAGAUUUUCUCAUUUGGAAAACAAAAAGUCAAGGACAGAACGCUGUCCUUGACAAAAUACAGCUGCAGAUCACAAUGUUCUACAAAUAAGAGAAGCAGUGACAGCUCGGUGAGUCUCAAUCCUGCUCAGCUGCAGCUCCUGAAAGUGCUCGUCGUCAGAUUUCUAAAUCUUUCAUUUUGUCUUGAAUAUUUUUGUAGUUUUGGUGGUUUAAACUGGAAAAUGAAUUUCUGCUUUGCACCAUAAUCAGAAAUCUUUUACACUUUUUGAUGUUUUAAAUUCUUUUGAUAGCUGACUCUGACUUUUGAUGUUUUCUUUUUUGUCGUAUCCUAUUAUUUCAUAUUUUUGGUCUCAUUAUUUCUCAUUCUUAACUUUGAUUAUUAUAUUGAAUGGCUGGUGCUCUUGUCUGAGAUAGACUGUGUUAUCAGCUGAUUAGUAUGAGGCUUUUGCUUAUGGAUGGUGUAUUGUACUUUUAAUCUGCACUGAAGCUUUAAUUACAUGUAUGCUCACAUUUUUCAUUUGCAAUAAAAUCACUGAAAAGGC